This is a messenger RNA of Umbelopsis ramanniana AG, 1359 nucleotides long. RefSeq lists its product as uncharacterized. Gene Ontology annotation, molecular function: protein-cysteine S-palmitoyltransferase activity. Lineage: Eukaryota; Fungi; Mucoromycota; Umbelopsidomycetes; Umbelopsidales; Umbelopsidaceae. The transcript has 6 exons. The record is from RefSeq and is a predicted model, not a curated record. Gene Ontology annotation, biological process: protein targeting to membrane; peptidyl-L-cysteine S-palmitoylation. Bases 36 to 1274 code for a protein of 412 amino acids. Gene Ontology annotation, cellular component: Golgi apparatus; endoplasmic reticulum.
UGUUGUUGUUGCACACAUUCCACAACCCAUCAGGCAUGGCUGAGCAGCAAGACAUUGCCCUCCAAACAUUUAACGAAUUAGGGUUGACGGCUUCCGAUAAAGUAUCCAAGCAACAAGAGUCAAGUUUUGAAAAUCUCGACUUCUCGCCUCAAGACAUCUUAAGCCCUUCAUCUAUUGGAGCUUCAAAUGUGACAGAUGGAAGUACUUUAUUACCCAGUGUUCACGAAGAAGGCUCAACCUUGCUCAACAGCAGCAAAGAGAAGAGAACUACCACGAGUCCCAAGAAGACUCAAGAGCGAUAUCCAACAUCCAAACCAUCAAGUCGGUCAAAAAGUCAAAGAAACUACCAAGUGUUUCCUGGAAGAAACCGGUUCUUCUGCGGAGGUCGCGUCAUGACCAGUCGUGAAUACUAUGCAUUUGCGCUUGCUCUUAUACUACUAAUUGCACCCUGUGCAUUAUUUGGUGUCUUCACUUGUCCCUGGAUUUGGUUCAAUGUUCAUAUCGCGGUUCCAAUCGUAUACGCCUAUUUAUUCGUUCUUGCUCUUGCUUCCAUGUUACGAACCAGCUGGACUGAUCCCGGUAUUAUCCCUAGAAAUUUAGACCCCUCUCCACCGCUGGAUGAUUUCGAUGACCGCCAUUCAUUUGCCUACGGAACAACGCUUGAUCGACGAAUCCCUGUUGUUAAAAAAGUGGUUGUAAAGGACCACAUUGUAGACCUAAAGUAUUGUGAUACGUGUCGUAUUUAUCGACCUCCGCGGGCCAGCCACUGUCGACAAUGCGACAACUGUGUUGAAAAUGAAGACCAUCACUGUGUUUGGCUCAAUAACUGCAUUGGCCGAAGAAAUUACCGGCCGUUUUUCAUCUUUAUCAACACUGCCUCCGUCCUGUGCCUGUAUACCCUAGGAUUCUCCAUUUAUCACGUCAUCACGCUUUAUCUUCAAGGAGAUCCAGAGCGAAAUUUUUUGAAUGCAGUACAACAGGCUCCAGUCAGCUUUGCUCUCAUCAUUUUGUGCUUCAUAUUGAUGUGGAGUGUUGGAGGUUUGACCGGAUAUCACUGCUAUCUUGCUCUCAGCGGUGUCACCACGCAUGAACAGCUCCGAGCGAAUAUCAUGCGCGAUUCGACAGAUAUCAAUUUGUUCAGUUACAACAGCUCAAUCCGAAAUCUAGCUUACAUCCUUUGUAGACCUACUACGAAAAGCUUUUUGCGACGUCGUAAGCCAGUGGAAGUCGAAGGUGAUAGACAACUCAGAAGUGUAGUAACAUCCCAGGAGUGAUAUGUAUUAUUGUAGACGUAGUUGCGAUUUUAAUUUGUUACAAGAUACCCUAGUUGUUACUUUUAUAUUUAUAUUACAAUGUUAG